Molecule: messenger RNA, 2031 nt
Organism: Babesia ovata
Lineage: Eukaryota; Apicomplexa; Aconoidasida; Piroplasmida; Babesiidae
Exons: 4
Coding region: 1-2031 (676 amino acids)
Cellular component (GO): plasma membrane
Molecular function (GO): calcium-activated cation channel activity
Source: RefSeq, a predicted model, not a curated record
AUGGAGCGCGCCCUGAGGAACUUCAUUAUCAUCAUAUCCAUAGAUAUCACCGUGUUCGUGGCCAGCGUGGUGCUGUGGUGUAGCAAAAGGACCAAAAUCAUCCUGCUGAUCCAGAACAGCCUGCAAGGGCUGCACUUCCUGAACCGGAGGAAGCAGCAGGAACAGACCCAGGCUGACAACAGGCGCGUCACGAUUGACGAUGUGAAGUACAGAGUCACCUACCAAAGCAGUUACGACAGCAGCAGUAGCGGCACAGACGCGGAAAAUGACGACAGCAAUUCGGCCAACAAUGAGGGGGAAAGUUCGAGUUACGGCAAGUCGGCAGCGGCGUCGAUGUACAUCGAACGGAAGAAACGGAAGACCUCGACGGAAGGAGAGAAGACCACGACCAGACAGAAGCGCAAGGACACCUGGUGGUACUACCUCUAUCACGGGAAGCACAACAAGAUCCGGAACAAUGAGGCGGUGCUGUACCUCGGCUUCAUGCGAAGCACGUGCAUCAUGCUGCUCAUCUGCUCCGUGGUGGCCAUUGUGUCCAACAUCGUCAUCUUCACCCAUCUUACCGUGAACAACAAACCUCACUUUCUGCUCACCUACUCCAUAGAAGAUCUGCGUACGUGCAAAGUCACGGUCUGGACGCUCUAUGCCACGACGUGGAUAUACUCGAUCAUCGUGUACGUGCACAUCCUCAAGUUCAAGCAGAAGGUCAACAAGGGCAAGCAGAUCACCGUCAUGCUGCGGCCGCAGCUGCACACCAUCAUGAUAUUCGGCUUCGACAAGAACAUCACCGAUCCGACGCGGUUCUAUCGCUAUUUCGAGAAGUACUUCCCGGAGCAUGUGCUAUCGGUACACUUGGUCUUCAACCACAGCAAGCGCAUGGCGCUCGAGGAGGAGCUGAAGGCCACCAAGGCGCAGCUCUGCCUGUGCAGAGACAUGUCGCUGCUGGUCGAUAAGUCGCGGCAGACAGACAAGCGUUCGGCGGUGACCAGUAGCAGUGGAAAGGAGGCGGUUGCCAGGCGCGGUGACGCCGACGCGGCCCCCAGGAAACCUCGGAGGUCGAGGUCGUGUGGGAUGCUCCCAGAAGCGGACAUGAAGGGUGCUGCCAGCCAGUACGGACCGCUUAGGAACUGUGCAUCGUCAACCACUCAGGGAGGUACGCCUAGGAAUUGCGCGUCCUCAACCAACCUGCUGUCGCUCCCUAAACCUGCGAAGCCGGAGCCGAAAAAACCCUCGCUGGCGAUACCGAAGGGGAUCACGCGCUACGUCACUCGAAUGCUGGGCAAAAAUGACACUGAGCUGCAGGACGCGAGCGACUCGGAAGAUUUCGAGGAUUUGGGAGAGAGGUUCGCGGGCCUCCUGAAGAAAGUGAGGGAACUGAAGGCGCGCAUCGAGGAAGAGUUCAACCGGGAGCACACCACCUCCGCCAGAAUCUGCUUCGUGUCGUUCGCUGAUUCGAACGUCGUGCUGCAUAUUCUCAAGGACAGGAACCUGCUCGAGGGGAUGCCCACGUGGCGAAUCGUACCAGCACCGCACCCGAGGGAUAUCAUCUGGCAGAAUUUACACCUGCCCAGAUGGAAAUCCGGAGAGAUCAUUCAGCAUCAACGAUCUAACCGAGCGCUCGUUCUGGAGUUCUAUCAUGCCACCCAUUAUUAUGGCCGGGCUCAACUCGUUCGUGCACCCUACCAUGAUAAACCUCAUGUCGAGGCAAGUAGGAUUCUGGACACAAACUGCGCACCAGAAGUACCUACUGUUUGGACACGUGUUCUAUCUGGUGAUCGGUACCAUACUGAUACCGCUGGUGGCGUCGAUGAUCGCCUUUUGGGUAAGCUACGAAACGCAACAAUGGACAUUGUGCAGAAAAUUUUCGACGGGGCCUUCGACUCGCUGUCGUUGGAGCUGGGAACCGUCCUCGUCAACACCACGUGGCGGUUCUCCACCAUCUACGUCAUCAACGCCACGCUCCUCGGAUCCAGUAACCAGCUACUCCAACUGUCGCAGCUGAGCAGUAAGCCAAAAAAUGCUGCAUUAUGA